Messenger RNA from Crotalus tigris (Tiger rattlesnake), 757 nucleotides. It is a transcript of the gene PFDN4, whose product is annotated as prefoldin subunit 4. Lineage: Eukaryota; Metazoa; Chordata; Lepidosauria; Squamata; Viperidae. Gene Ontology annotation, biological process: protein folding. The coding region runs from base 146 to 532 and encodes 128 amino acids. The transcript is spliced from 4 exons. Gene Ontology annotation, cellular component: cytoplasm; prefoldin complex. The record is from RefSeq and is a predicted model, not a curated record.
UGGCUUACCUCCCCCCCUCCCGGUGAUGCUUUCGCCGGCGUUUUCCUCAGUGGAACUUGAGGAGCGGGAGGAGGCCGGAGAGCGUCCGGAAGGGAGGCCUUAGGCCCGGACAGGCGGAGGCCGUGAGCGGCGUGAUCUGCCCGAGAUGGAGGCAGCAGAAGAUGUUAAUGUUACUUUUGAAGAUCAGCAGAAAAUCAACAAGUUUGCUAGAAACACCAGUAGAAUUUCAGAACUAAAAGAAGAAAUAGACGAUAAGAAGAAACAGCUCCAGAACCUGCAAGAUGCUUGUGAUGACAUCAUGGUGCUUGACAAUGAUUCAUUAUUGAUACCGUAUCAAAUUGGAGAUGUCUUCAUUAGUCACCCCCAAGAUGAAACAGAAGAGAUGUUGGAGGAGGCAAAGAAAAACUUACAGGAAGAAAUUGGAACUUUGGAAGCGCAAGUGGAAUCCAUCCAAAGAGUAUUAUCAGAUCUUAAAGUCCAGCUUUAUGCAAAGUUCGGCAACAAUAUAAAUCUCGAGGCAGACGAUAAUUAAAUAGGAAUAGAAAUAGUAUUGGAUGUUUUUGUAUUAAUUAUUUUUGCUUCAUGGUAAUUUUUUUGAGAAACCCCACUUUUCUUUAAAUUUCAUUUUUAUUUCAUGUAUUUAAUUACAUACAUUCUUAUUUAUAUGUUUAAACAAACUUGUCCAAAUUCUCUGGUGUGUUAUUAAAGGUGGGUGCUUAAAAGUUUACUGAAAAAAGUAAUAAAGCUCACAGAAAUA